Messenger RNA from Ictidomys tridecemlineatus (thirteen-lined ground squirrel), 1038 nucleotides. The record is from RefSeq and is a predicted model, not a curated record. NCBI's taxonomy places the organism in Eukaryota, Metazoa, Chordata, Mammalia, Rodentia, Sciuridae.
GCAGUGAUGUGGUGGUACCCCCACACCAGGUCCUCCUCUCUGCUGUACUUCUCAGUGACUGGCACAUCAGAGGAGAUUUCAGAAGAGACUGCUGACACCGGCUCAGGCAACGGGAUCGUAGGCGCCAUUUUCUGGAUAAAUCUGAUGGAUGGGUGCAUCCCCUUUUUGCCAGUAACAACAACAGUGGCCUGGUUGGUACAGUAGCAGCUUCAAUAAGUGCCUUGGCAGCAUUUGAAUGGAAUACCCCACACCAGCAGCGACCCUGAGCCGACACCCAGAAAGACCGGCAAUAGUGGCCUCCACCGCCUCACACCCACCCAUCAAGGGGAUCCUGAAGAACAAGACGUCUGCGACUUCCUCAGUGGUGUCCUCGGUGGAGCAGCCCCACCGGAGUGUUGAAGAGGAGUUGAGUAAAAAAUCCCAGAAGUGGGAUGAAAUGAACAUCCUGGCAACAUAUCACCCAGCAGGCAAAGACUAUGGUUUAAUGAAAAUAGAUGAACCAAGCACUCCUUACCAUAGUAUGAUGAGUGAUGAUGAAGAUGCAUAUAGUGAUACAGAAACCACUGAAGCCAUGACUCCAGAUGUUCUAGCUAAGAAAUUAACUGCUGUUGAAGGCUCAGAACCAAAGUAUCGGACUCGGGAAAAAAAAGGCAGAGUCGAGGAGAAAAAUGACUUCUCACUUGAAGAACAAGAAAAAAAGCGACAAUUUGAAUUGAGGAGGAAGCUUCACUACAACGAAGGACUGAAUAUUAAAUUAGCUAGACAACUAAUUGCAAAAGAUCUACACGAUGAUGAAGAUGAAAUGUUAGAGGCAGACACUGAACAAUCAAAACAAGGAUCUACUACAAGUGGCCAACAGCAAAACAAAUCACAAAAUUUGUAGAAGAGAUUUGUUCAACAUUGCAGUUGUUUGUCAAAUACAAACCCUAUUCACUAUAACAUGCAGCUUCUUGUUCUCCACAAUUCAUGACUUAAGUACCAAAAUACAUUCCAGUUAUUUUAUAUUGACAAGAAUUAAAUGAUAACCUUAGAGACUGA